CAGGCUCAGUGGACCCUUCCCUCCUGAGGCGGAGCGCGAGGCGGGCAGCUAUGGCGCUCAACAAGAACCACUCGGAGGGUGGCGGCGUCAUCAUCAACAACAGCGAGAGCAUUUUGAUGACCUAUGACCACAUAGAAAUUGCUUUCAGUGAUAUAGAAUCUAUGCUGGAUGCCUUCAAAGGGACCAAGAAAGGAAGUGUCUUCUUGACUCCAUAUCGAGUUAUCUUUGUGUCAAAGGGAAAGGACCCCAUGCAGUCCUUCAUGAUGCCCUUUUAUUUAAUGAAGGAUUGUGAGAUUAAGCAGCCUGUCUUUGGAGCAAAUUACAUUAAGGGUACAGUGAAAGCAGAAACAGGAGGUGGCUGGGAAGGAUCUGUGACGUUCAAAAUGACCUUUUCAGCGGGGGGUGCUAUUGAAUUUGGACAACGGAUGCUGCAGGUUGCAGCUCAAGCUUCCAGGGGUGAAGUUCCUAAUGGAGCAUAUGGUUAUUCCUAUAUGCCCAAUGGAGCCUAUGCCUUUGCACCACCUGCAGCCAAUGGGACUUUCCCUCCCCCUCUGGCAGGUUACCCCUAUCCACCACCACCUCCAGCAGAAUUUUAUCCUGGUCCUCCCAUGAUGGAUGGAGCCAUGGGUUAUAUGCAGCCUCCACCACCUCCGUAUCCUGGGCCCAUGGAACCUCCAGUCGGUGGUCCAGACCUUCCUUCCACUCCCGCAGCUGAAGCAAAGGCUGCAGAAGCUGCUGCCAGUGCUUAUUACAGUCCAGUCAACCCUCACAAUGUCUACAUGCCCACGGAUCAACCACCACCACCUCCCUAUUUCCCACCAGAAGACAAGAAAAACCAAUAAGCUGAAAAGGAACUUCUCCACAAUCCAUUGCUUCCUUGUUUCCCACUUUGGCUGAAUUUUGGGGUGGGUUGCACAGCUUUAAGGAAUAGAGCCUUCCUUUGAGACACAUAACUUCCAUUAACUUCAAUGGUAGAUAACGUGCAUAGUAAGGAAAGAAAUUUAAAAUGUUAUGGAUUACUUUUAGCCUUGAGGAUUUGUUCAUCCCUGGUGUAACAGUCCUGCCCUUCCUGUGCUCAGUGAUACUAGAAUUGGAGGUUUGGUUUUUGUCUGUGAUUAGUUUCGCUUGCAUCACUUUUUCUUUUGAUAUUUGAAAUUACUUUUAUUUGAACUAAGUGAUUGUUCCAAACUGACAUUUAAUAACAGAUCCAUCAUCCAGAAAGAAAACUAUUUGCCUUUCCUGGACAAAUCUGAACUUUAGAGUAUCUCACUUAGCUUUCAUCUGACCCAUUAUCACAUGGGGAGGUUCCAGAAAGAGGCUGGGAAAUGGAAGGAAAUUGACACUUGUUGAAUUUUUUCUUGAGUACUUAGGAAAUUUCUGUCGUCAUGGGCACCUGAAGCAUUCUGUAGCCCCACAAAGUUCACUUAAGUGUCCUGUCUUCUUGCAGACAAGCUUCUCCUUUUGCAGCAACAUACUGCCCUCUUAUUAGAUUGGUUUGUAGCAUAACAGGAUACCAGAGUGUUCCAUUGUCUUUUUUCCUUCUAGAUGGACACAUGGGUCUUAAAUCACUAAAUCCUGAACAUUCCUUUUUCUAAACAUUAAUACAUCUUAUUUAUUUUUUCCCCUUUCCAGUAAUAUAAGCUGCACUUUGUGGCCAGUGAACCGUCUUACGGCUGCGAUUAAAUUGUUUAGUUGAGAGGUACGGGUGGAUAAAUAGCUGCGGAAAAUCUACUCUAGCAGAACGUGAGACCUGAAAGUAUGUCUGAAAUUGCUGUCUGUUUGACUUGUUCAUUUUCUUGUGUAACGGUUAGCACCGUUUGUUAGUGGUCCCAGACCAAAUAUGUACUUUAUCAGUAACGCUAAUCUUGCUCAUUCACGUGGGCGUCUGGGAUCUGAGAGAGGUGCAAGCUUGCUUGUUCCAUUAUGUCAUCUUGUUGAUUUUUUGGUAACAGUCACUGUGGCACUUGUGACUUCUGCGGGACUGAUCGAUAAUCAGCUGCGUGAAAACUUGCAUUUUAAAGAGACUUUUGGAUAAAUCAGGUUUACAGUUAUUCAAGUGGGAAGGUACAGGGGGGGCAUAGUCCUUCCCGGUAAGUGUGCAGAAAGAUCAUGUGUUAGGGAAGCUUGCUGAAACUCAUUGCAUGCAAUCUGGGUGGAAAAAAAAGGCUCACCUCCUGUUUUUUUUAGUUUGAUCUCUAGUUGAUUGAUGAUAUUGCUGCUCUCUGCGCACUGACUUUUCUAGAAUUGUUUUUGGAAUUGCAGUGAUGUAAAGAAAUGGUUAUUUUGAAGAAAAAAAUAUUUAUUUUGAAAAUGUUCAAUUAAUAUAUUAAUGUGAAAUAACUUUUGAAUGCAGAUUUGUUUGCUGAGACUGUGAAGUAAAGAUAAAUCAGCUUGAACCUC
Molecule: messenger RNA, 2400 nt
Organism: Gavialis gangeticus (Gharial)
Lineage: Eukaryota; Metazoa; Chordata; Crocodylia; Gavialidae
Gene: WBP2
Product: WW domain binding protein 2
Exons: 8
Coding region: 51-842 (263 amino acids)
Biological process (GO): positive regulation of DNA-templated transcription
Cellular component (GO): nucleus
Molecular function (GO): chromatin DNA binding; transcription coactivator activity
Source: RefSeq, a predicted model, not a curated record